CGCCACCCCGGGACCCGCGCCGCUGCCCUCCGGCCUCGGCGGGCGGCGGGAGGCGAGAUUUUCUAUGUUCCUUUUCUACAAGAGAGUUCCCAGGCCGAGAUGCCCUGUUGAGAUCGGAGCUGGACUCGAGAGCUGGGAGAAUUCCUGCAGCAUCGUCACCGCGGCGGUGUGACCAGCUGAGACGGUCACCUUGGGAGCGGUUCCGUUUCGGCAUCUUGCGUCGCUGAGCCCAAAGAAGGACUCCAUGAAAGAUGACAGAAGAAGUCAUUGUUAUAGCCAAGUGGGACUACACCGCCCAGCAGGACCAGGAGCUCGACAUCAAGAAGAACGAACGCCUGUGGCUGCUGGACGACUCGAAGACGUGGUGGCGGGUGCGGAAUGCCGCCAACAGGACGGGCUAUGUGCCGUCCAACUACGUGGAGAGGAAGAACAGCCUGAAGAAGGGCUCCCUGGUCAAGAACCUGAAGGACACGCUCGGCCUGGGCAAGACCAAGAGGAAGACGAGCGCCAGGGACGCGUCCCCGACGCCCAGCACGGACGCCGAGUACCCCGCCAACGGGGGCGCCGACCGCAUCUACGACCUCAACAUCCCCGCCUUCGUCAAGUUCGCCUACGUGGCCGAGAGGGAGGACGAGCUGUCCCUGGUGAAAGGGUCGCGCGUCACCGUCAUGGAGAAGUGCAGCGACGGCUGGUGGCGUGGCAGCUACAACGGGCAGAUCGGCUGGUUCCCCUCCAACUACGUGCUGGAGGAGGUGGACGAGGCGGCCGCGGAGUCCCCCAGCUUCCUGAGCCUGCGGCGGGGCGCGCCCCUGAGCAAUGGCCAGGGCGCGCGCGUGCUGCACGUGGUCCAGACGCUGUACCCCUUCAGCUCCGUCACCGAGGAGGAGCUCAACUUCGAGAAGGGGGAGACCAUGGAGGUGAUCGAGAAGCCGGAGAACGACCCCGAGUGGUGGAAGUGCAAAAACGCCCGGGGCCAGGUCGGCCUUGUCCCCAAAAACUAUGUGGUGGUCCUCAGCGACGGGCCGGCCCUGCCUCCGGCGCACGCCCCGCAGAUCAGCUCCCCGGGGCCCGCGGGCAGCGGGCGCUUCGCGGGCAGAGAGUGGUACUACGGGAACGUGACGCGCCACCAGGCCGAGUGCGCCCUCAACGAGCGGGGCCGCGAGGGUGACUUCCUCAUUAGGGACAGCGAGUCCUCGCCCAGUGACUUCUCCGUGUCUCUCAAAGCAUCAGGGAAGAACAAGCAUUUCAAGGUGCAGCUCGUGGACAGUGUGUACUGCAUCGGGCAGCGGCGGUUCCCCACCAUGGACGAGUUGGUGGAGCACUACAAAAAGGCCCCCAUCUUCACCAGCGAGCACGGGGAGAAGCUCUACCUCGUCCGAGCGCUGCAGUGAUGCCUCCCGCCGCCCUGCCCUCCAGGCCCCGUGCCACACUCGCUUCCCCAGAGCCCGCGGAUGGCCCACGAAGACGUGGUCGGCUCGGCGCCUCUGCCGGGGCGCUCUGCCCAGUGGCCUGUCCCUGUUGGCUUCCUUUGCCUGGCUGGUCUCUCUGUCCAGGCUGUUUGUUUCCGUCUGCGCCCUCUUUGCCAGCCCAGGCCCUCACUCCAGGCCCCAGACCACUCGCUCCCGAACGGGAGGUGGGGGGCGAGUGUGUUCACUUUAUUUCUUCUCAGUUGGAAACAGCUUCAGUCUGUUCAACCCGUUCACACUGUCAGCACGUCUCAGUGAGAAGACACUGGGUGCCGCUGGGAUGCCCCGAAGCGGCCCUUGAUGACGUGACCUGUGGUGCACUCCCAAGGUGGCCGCUCAGGAGAGUGCUGGGCCCUCGCCCCCAGGCAGCACAGGCAGAGGUCCCGUCCCAGCCGCGCGUCUGGUCCCUGCCCUCACCUGGCUCCCAGACUGUCCAGGGAGUGCACACGUGUGCUGGUAGCAGUACUGCAACCGCAGGUGACACAGCAGUGGGGAAGCUGCCCAGUGCCUUGGGGCUGUGCUUGCAAUAAGAGGACAUCCUUGAAGGUCAGUCUGCAGGAGGACGGUGACUCGGAAAGAGGUGUUCUGGUGAUUUACCCCCAGAUGUGCCAUCCACAUAGUGCUUUUCCCUCUUGCCCUUUGGCUUUAAAUUCACAAUUAUGUAUUUAAUUCUCAAAGUAAUAUGUAUCUGUAGCCAUUUGUUGACACUAAUACAGAUGAUUAAGGAAAACAGCUGAUCUUUUGGGGAAGGGGAGCUACCAACAUGUUACACACACACACACACACACACCCCCACACUAUAUAUAUAUAUAUAUAUGUAUUUUAUAUAUAUAUAUAUUAUUUGCUUUACAGGGAAGUUUUUCAGGGUUCACAAAAAUAUGUAAUUGGUAGUAAGAGACACACAGAAUGUUUAUGUUUUCUCUUUUCUUUACAUUUGAACUUCUUUAUAGUUUAAAUAGACUAUCUUGAGAUGGCACAUUCCUACAGUCGAAGAAGGGGUCUUGAGACCUCCUGAACUUGCAUACUCAGUUUUUGGAUAUUGUAAUAAAAAAGUGUUAUGCUGAGCUGGUGCGUGUGUUUGCCGGAGAACAGCGCCUGCAGCGGCGCUCAGCCCGGCGGGGCAGGCCGAGAGGAGGUCCGCAGUCAUCGUUGCGUUUCCUUUUCUACCACUGCAUUUUUGUAUAUUGAAGUAAUAAAUUUUAAUUAGUGAAACUCCAAGAGAA
Molossus molossus (Pallas's mastiff bat) is the source of this 2689-nucleotide messenger RNA. RefSeq names its product NCK adaptor protein 2 (gene NCK2). Gene Ontology annotation, molecular function: protein binding. Gene Ontology annotation, biological process: positive regulation of translation in response to endoplasmic reticulum stress; negative regulation of PERK-mediated unfolded protein response; positive regulation of endoplasmic reticulum stress-induced intrinsic apoptotic signaling pathway. The transcript is spliced from 5 exons. The coding region runs from base 252 to 1391 and encodes 379 amino acids. The record is from RefSeq and is a predicted model, not a curated record. Lineage: Eukaryota; Metazoa; Chordata; Mammalia; Chiroptera; Molossidae.